Messenger RNA from Python bivittatus (Burmese python), 4727 nucleotides. It is a transcript of the gene RRP7A, whose product is annotated as ribosomal RNA processing 7 homolog A. The record is from RefSeq and is a predicted model, not a curated record. Gene Ontology annotation, biological process: ribosomal small subunit assembly; rRNA processing. Gene Ontology annotation, molecular function: RNA binding. Gene Ontology annotation, cellular component: UTP-C complex; CURI complex. Lineage: Eukaryota; Metazoa; Chordata; Lepidosauria; Squamata; Pythonidae.
UUCCCUCCGAACCAAGAUGGCGGCUUCCGGAGUGAAGUGUGUGAGAAAUGGAGAAGCUGUUGCUCCCCUGGGAUACACAGCUAUUCCAGUCAAGUUUUCUGAGAAGCACCAGUCACCUCAUUAUCUUUAUGUGAAAGAACACAAAGUCAGAGAGGGCAGAGAUCCUAAGAGGCCUCAAAACCGAACUCUUUUUGUCCUAAAUAUCCCUCCAUAUUUUACAGAGGAAUGUUUAUCAAGGCUGUUCUCCAACUUUUGCCCUGUACAAUCUGUGGAGAUGUAUGAAAAGCCAAAGGCAGGAGAUGGGACAGAAACACCCAGGACCAAAUUCUUCAAUAUCAAGACACCAUUGGGAUUCCAAGUAGCUUAUGUGGUAUUCAAGAGACCUGCUGGAGUACAGGCUGCCAAAUCCUCAUCACUGCAAGGGCCCCUGAUAAUAUUUUCAGACAGCCAUCCUGUGCAAACUGGCAUUCACAAAUGGAUUGCCAGAUACACAGCAUCAAUUAUGGAUCCUGGUGAGCUGAAGACAGAAGUGGAUUCUUUCAUGCAAACCUAUGAUCAAAAGGUUGCAAAGGAAGAAGCCAAAGCUGAAAAAGAAGAAGGUGUUCCUGAUAAGGAAGGGUGGGUGAAAGUGACAAGGAAAGGCCGAAGGCCUGGUCUUCCAUGGACAGAAGCAGCCAAUUUGCGGGCCCUAGAGAGAGAGAAACGCAAGAGAGCACGCAAGGAACUGCUCAAUUUUUAUGCAUGGCAACAUCGUGAAACCAAGAGAGAACACAUAGCCCAGCUAAGGAAGAAAUUUGAAGAGGAUAAGCAGAAAAUUGCUCUCAUGAGGGCACACCGGAAGUUCCGCCCCUACUAACUUGGAGAAGUCAUGGCUGUUCCCAGGAGGGCAGUAGCCAGAGUAAGAAAUUCAUAGAGAGUUUUUCAUUAGGAAACCAGCCCUGCUCUCUUGGAUGGACUCUUGCUUCAGCUGCUAAAGCAAGAGGUAACAACUGCAGUCAUUGUAUUAAGUCUCUUUGAAGCUGAUAAUUCAAUGUCAGAGAAUUUUCCAUUUACAAGCUGCAUCUUGAUUUCAUCCUAGGACUUCCUAUCCCCACAAACUGAGGACCUUUCAAACAGUUUUUAUAAUGAACCAUUCUGUAGUAUAUUUCUUUAGUGUCACUUAAUGAAAGAAUUGAAAGGCAGCUGUUCAAAAAAAACAAACAAACCCCAAACUGUAAUUAUUCUAAGCUAUGAAUGUCAAGGGGUUUAAUUAUUUUUUAUUUUUUUAAAAAAAGAGAAAAUGAACAAGCAAAAAAAGAGAAAGAAAUUAUGCAGAGAUAUUAUACCAGUAAGUGGACAAAGAAGUUGCAAAAGUUGUACAGCUGAUGCUGAGUAUAUUAUUGAUGAGAAAUUAAAAACCAUAAUGCAUUAAGUUAUUUGUAACAAUAAGGAAAAGGAGCUGAAUGCCAAAGUCUCCACUAGUUUGUUAUUUAAAGAUAUCAUUAAAAAAGGACUACCAAAAACAUUAUAGGUAAAUAUUUAGUUUCUGACUUCCCCUUUGUUGUGCUCUGACUGAUAUACAACAUUUAUAAACAUUUUUUUAAAAAAUUCUAUUUUCACUUCUUUAGUAAUUCUUUUUCCCCUUAAAAACCACACAUUAAAUGCUUAAAUUUACCUUGCUACAUAAUAUGUAAUAUAUAUGGAAGCUAGUCUUGCUUAAAUUUGGUCAAACUUCUGUUUUGUUAUGCUGUUAAAAUUUCCAUUUCUGCACAUUUAAGUUCCCAGUAUGUUAUCUUCAGUAACAUAUCAGUUUCCCAGGGUUUAUUGGUGCCUUUUGGGUAGAAUGGGGCAUAUUAUGCAACAGCAGAAUAAAUGAAGAUAGCUAUAUUGGUAUGGUGACCAUAUUUUCUUGGAAACAAAGGACAAACCUGAAAAAGGGGCAAAUCUGAAAGAGGUUCAUAAGGAUAAAAAAAUGUAAAGUAAUUAUUUAUGUUCAUAACUUCUUUACAAAGGAAAAUUCAAGAGCAAAACCAAGAAAAACUUUACAAAACCUUUUGCACUUACAAACCACUUUACGAAAUAAAAACAUCUAAAAUCAAACAGUAUAUGUAAAUUUAUUUUAAAAAGACAGUUCAAUUUCCAUAUUCUUCACAUGAAUGUGAAAAACUCUGCAUUAAAUACCAUUAACCGGUAAAAGUUAAAUGACCAAAUAAAGGACAAAAAUGAGUUUUUCCAAAAGAAAUAAAUCUAAAGGACUGCUUUCUGAAAUAAAGGACCUUUACAAUAAAGAACGUAUGGUCACUGUAUAUAUAGGUAACCUUGGUCUUAGCAUGUUUUAUGAACCAAACUAUCAAAUUAAACUAUUUGAUAUAAUGUAUCUGUUCAGGCACGGUAGCUUCUGCAAACUCAGCAACUGAAUUUGGCAACCCAGGUGAGAGCAAGUUCCACUGCCGUUGAACACCGCAAUUCUAAUCCCAGUGAGAGGCCAUUGGGUUUUUCAGAGUUGAUCGAAGAGCUCUGGCGAUGGAAAAAACUUUCUAUCCUUUAGGCCAAUGCAUUCAAAUCUCAUAGCAUUUGACACCAGCCACAGUUAAAAAGUUGUAUUGGUGAAGGGAUUAAACUUAGAAUUUAGCACCCACCAACCACAUUCACAACACAGGGAAGAACUUACAUUGUUCCCAAGAAAAGGAAAGAAGUCUCUCCUUCUGUGCCAAGUUUUGUAAUGGGAUGUUUGAGGUUUUGAGAUGGAAACCUUCCAUACUGAAUGGCAGUAUCACUCUGCCAAACAUUACAGUGUUUAUCCAUGAAUAAAUAAUUGAAAACAUGAAACGGAAUAGAUACGCUACACUUCCCCCUUUCUUUUGAAGUUAUUCUUGAAUAAUUUCAAGUAGUGAAGGGUUGUGUGCUCAUUUUUUUCCUCUUCCAGCUUCUCUUUGACCAUGUAACCUUGGGGUGUUAUGUAGCACAUUUGGAAAUUUAAAAGCUUAAUGAAUGCCUCUAAACUGUGGCUACCACUAUUGAGGGGGGAUGCAGGUGGCAGCUGGUAAAAGUUUAAGAAUCUACUGAAGAAGGCAGAAGGGACUGGAUCUUGCCCACAUACUGAAACAUGCUAUUAAUAAAAUAUUUCAAGCCCUUUUCAUCAAUAUAUGAUUAUGGCAUUUUUUUCAGAUAAUUCUCAAAUUCAACAAAAGCAAAGUAUAGUUUAAAAAAUACAACAUUAAGGAACAGAGUAACCAGCUGAAAUGUUCCUUUCUGUGCUCUCUUUCUGGGAUAUUACCAGUUUUGAAGCUAAAUUGACAGAUGUAGACAGGGGUUCUGUGUACUGGCUACCCUGCUGCUAGUAAUAGAGUUCUUCACUGAGCUGGCAGGAGUAGCAUCAGAGAUGGUGCUGGGGAGACUUCAAUUCUCAUGCUGAUCCCACUGUGACAGUUAUGGUUCAGAUUCCCCAUUUCGGAAUCUGCCCAAGAUACAGGUCAUCCUUGAGUCUUAUUUUUGUCCUGAAAGGACAAGGUCCAUAUAUGGAGGGACAGGAUCACAACUUUGCUGUUGAUGGACCACUAUCUUGGGAGACUUGGAUUGUUGCAGCAUAUUCCAUGCUCUAGGCCAGAUUAAAUUGUUCCACUCCAGAAGGUUCUAUUGGGAAGUGUUUUCCCAAACCUAUCCAGCAGCUUCACUGAGGCAUGAAUAAUAAUGUAACACUGAAAAGAUAAACUUAGUGCCAGUUGUACAUCCUUGAAGUGUGAGUUCCCUGCAAUUCUCUUACAGUCAAACCAAAGGCAGAACAAAACGCUUCAGGGUUAUUUUAAAGCUCUAGAAAUGAAUUAUUUCCUAUGUAUUCUUCAGUUAUGCAAAGUAGGUUUUGCUAUAAGGAAUAAAGUGAAUAGCUAAAGCAUUUAUCCCAGUCACAAGGCUCAUUUAGGUGGACAGAGUUCCCAGCAACUUCAAUAUGUUAUCGGCACUAAGGACACAAGGGAAAAACAAUUAUAAAUUGGCAAAAGACAACAUGCAAGGACAUGAAAUACUGAAAGUGUGAUGCUAUUAUAUUUGUUACUUACCAUUUAGAAACAAUUUAAAUGCAAAAAUAAGCCAAUCAAAAGCAAUAAUGAAAUAAAUGCAAUUCAUCCCAAAAUUAAAUGCUAAUAUUUUAAAACAACCAGACCUUAUGGGAUAUACAGGUUUGAGAAAGUGGAAAGGAAUGCCAUAUGGAAUUCUUGGGAUGAUCAAGGAAAAUAUUUGAUAUGUAUUUUCCCUGAUGGGUGAAAGCAGACAUUGGAUAAGAAGUUCUGUACAGGAAUUUCUGAGAGGCAAUGGAUCUCCACCCUACCCUACACAGAACAUUUUCUCAGUGCAAGGGGAAUAGGAGAGCAUGUCUUCACCUCUUUCCCUGCACAGAGAAAUGGAUGUCGGUGAAUCUGAUUUUCCUUCGCUAAACUCCACAUGUGAUUUAGUAAACCAGUCUUCACAGAGGCCAUGGUUAGCCAUCACAAGCUGCAUGCAGUCCUUUUAGUACCUUCUCUGCAGCCUUUGAAGUACCCUGAGAUCUUGACAUGAUGUGGUCAUUAUUUUUUGUUUAUUAGCAAAUGUAAUGGGUGGGAAUAGAACAUUUUCUGUACACUGAAGUCUGUACAGUACUUUGGAAACACAACUCACACUGUUUUGUGUUGAUUUUUUUCUUCCUUCUCUACCUCUCCUAUGUAUGUAAUUAAAUGUGCUCUACAGUUUUGAAUUAAACAUACAGUCAGGUCCAG